AUGUCAGCCCACUGCAUGUGCACACCCACGUUACCCCACUGCGUGCGCACACCCACGUCAGCCCACUGCGUGCUCACAGCCACGUCAGCCCACUGCGUGCUCACACCCACGUCAGCCCACUGCGUGCUCACAUCCACGUCAGCCCACUGCGUGCUCACACCCACGCUGCUGGCCCCAGGUGCUGAGCUCUGUGCCCGACUCUGCCCUCCCCAGGCUCAGCGCUGGCGCAGCGAGAACUUUGAGAGGCCCGUGGAUCUCGAGGGCUCUGGGGAUGACGACUCCUUCCCCGAUGACGAGCUGGAUGACCUCUACUCAGGGUCGGGCUCAGGCUACUUCGAGCAGGAGUCAGGCAUCGAGACAGCCAUGCGGUUCAGCCCGGAUGUAGCCGUGGCAGUGUCGACCACACCUGCAGUGCUGCCCACCGUGGACAUCCAGCCUGUGGGCACCCCGUUGGAAGAGCUCCCCUCUGAGCACCCCACCCCGGAGCCGGCCACCAGCCCCCCCGUGGUGACAGAAGUCCCAGGAGAGCCCAGCCAGAGAGCCACCACCAUCUCCACUCCCACGGCUACCACGGCCGCCACGACUGCAGAGGCCCUGACUGUGGCCACGGUGCCUGCCACGGUGGCCACUGCCGCCCCCAGCCUCCCCGCGGCCCCCCCUUCCACGGCCACCCCCUCCGUCAUAAGGACCACCGGCGUGCAGAGGCUUCUGCCUCUUCCAUUGACCACGGCAGCCACGGCCCGGGCCACCACCCCAGCAGCGCCCUCACCUCCCACCACAGUGGCUGUCUUGGACACAGAGGCCCCAACACCCAGGAUGGUCAGCACAGCUACCUCCAGGCCAAGGGCCCUUCCCAGGCCAGCUACCACCCAGGAGGCUGACAUCCCCGAGAAGAGCACCUUGCCCCUGGGGACCACUGCCCCGGGACCCACAGAGGUGGCUCAGACCCCAACUCCGGAGUCCAUCCUGACCACGAUCCGGGAUGAGCCCGAGGUGCCCGUGAGCGGGGGGCCCAGCGGGGACUUUGAGCUGCCAGAGGAGGAGACCACACAGCCAGACACAGCCAAUGAGGUGGUGGCCGUGGGCGGGGCUGCAGCCAAGCCGUCACCUCCACCUGGGACGCUGCCCAAGGGUGCACGCCCAGGCCCCGGCCUCCUGGACAAUGCCAUCGACUCAGGCAGCUCGGCUGCUCAGCUGCCUCAGAAAAGCAUCCUGGAGCGGAAGGAGGUGCUCGUAGCUGUGAUUGUAGGUGGGGUGGUGGGCGCCCUGUUCGCUGCCUUCCUGGUCACGUUACUCAUCUACCGCAUGAAGAAGAAGGAUGAGGGAAGCUACACACUGGAGGAGCCCAAGCAGGCGAGCGUCACGUACCAGAAGCCUGACAAGCAGGAGGAGUUCUACGCCUAGCGGAGCCACAGUGCCUCCCGUAGCUCAGCAUCACCCCUCUGCCUAGCCCCUGGCCCGGCCUCACCAGCCCUGGCCUGGGA
This is a messenger RNA of Odobenus rosmarus divergens (Pacific walrus), 1484 nucleotides long. It is a transcript of the gene SDC3, whose product is annotated as syndecan 3. The transcript is spliced from 5 exons. Gene Ontology annotation, biological process: cell migration. Lineage: Eukaryota; Metazoa; Chordata; Mammalia; Carnivora; Odobenidae. The coding region runs from base 1 to 1404 and encodes 467 amino acids. The record is from RefSeq and is a predicted model, not a curated record. Gene Ontology annotation, cellular component: membrane; cell surface.